Bacillus rossius redtenbacheri is the source of this 2473-nucleotide messenger RNA. RefSeq names its product protein takeout-like. The record is from RefSeq and is a predicted model, not a curated record. Lineage: Eukaryota; Metazoa; Arthropoda; Insecta; Phasmatodea; Bacillidae. Bases 10 to 786 code for a protein of 258 amino acids. The transcript is spliced from 6 exons.
GCUCCGACCAUGGCUGUCCACGCCGCCUCCCUGACAGCCCUGCUGGCGCUGGUGGCGGUAGCCGCCGCCUCCAUAGCAGCCCACGACGUGGCCCCUCGAAAAAAGACCGCAGAACCCUUGAAGUGCAAAUUGGGUAACAGCGAUUGCAUAAAAGAUUUUCUGCAGAACGAUAUUAUUGGAAAAUUCAGUCAAGGGUUCCCGGACUACGGCGUCAAGUCCCUCGACCCUCUGGAGUACGGAGAGAUCUCCUUCAAGUACGAGGUGGGCGUCGGCACCAGCUUCGUGGUCACGCACAAGGAACCCAUCCUGUACGGGAUGGGCCAGACCAAGGUCAUCGACGCCAAGUCGACUCUGAGCGGCUCCAAGUACACCAUGCAAGCACACGUCCUCACCCCCAAGUACCUCUACGAGGGAUCGUACACCUGCGUCGGCGAGUGGAUGCUGUGGCCUUUCAGCUGGAAGGGCAAGUUCAACAUCUCCCUGGGCGACGUGCACGACACUUGGACGGUGAAGGCGAACCUCCUGACGAAGGGAGACGAGUCGUACCUGGACCUCGAGGAGGUCACCUUUGACCCCAAGGUGACCACGUACAAGGCGUACGCCUCGGGCCUCUUCGGCGACAUGGAGGAAAUAGGCCAGUUCGCCCUGGAGAUGACCAACAAGUACUGGAAGAACUUCUUCGACGUGAUGUGGAGGAACGUGGAGCCGGCCGUCGUCGGCAAGACGGUGGAGGAGAUUAAGGGCAUCUUUGCGAACACGCCGAUCAAGAAAAUGUUUUAUCUGUGAUUCCUCCACCCUCCCGCCGUUCUUUUGACAAAUAACAAGCUCCCCCUUUUAGACUUCUGACACUGAAUCAGGAUUACGUUUCAGUAGAAGAAGCUUCCAGAAAACUCGUUAAUGUUUAAGGGCCCGAUUUCAAACACCAUGAAACCACGCACAAGUGUUAGCAAUAAAGCCGGUCGGUACUUCAACAUUAUUCCAUGGUUACUGAUAAGACGCAAACUCAUUUUUCAUAAUUAUUUUAAUUAAUUCUGUUGGCAUUUUAAAGCUCCGAAACUGACGAUAUGGGGUUACUACUUAGUGGUAUUGAUUUAUUUGUUGAUGAGUUUAUCCUAUCCUCAAAAACCUAAAAAAAACCUAUAAAAAUAUUUAAAAAAAGUAUUUGGCCACGCAGCACGCACUGCGGCGGUAAACAUACUUGCUUCUGCUUUGGUCUCGUGACUACAACCGGUAUGACUGAAACAUUGCGCGCCACAUUCUGUCCUCGGGAGUUAGAGAUGUCGAGACAUUGACUGCACCCGAAAAUGCCAUGCUUGGCGCGCCUCAGAUACAACUGCAUCAGGCAUGUGGGUUUGCUAACACUUUGCGCAUUCUCUGAAGAAAUAACCUAAUCCGUCUCUGCUAGGUCCUUGCUUGCGCAAGAUAUGUAGCCUGGUAUGUAGCCAUGAAAAGAAGCCACGACACUCGUCAUGUACGUUACGUUCAAAACAUCCUAUCGCACGUGCUUUCUGAUCGGACGAGACAAACGAUACAACUAAUCUUAAUAAAUAUAGUUCUUGCUCUUGGAAAGUUUGAUGCCACAAAAAUUUCCAUAGUUCCAAAGAUAUUUACAGGGUAAAUACAUUUACAUUGUUUUAUAAUAUUUCGUCACUACUUUAACACGUUACGGCAAGCAUAUUGAAGCGUAACAUAAACAGGUAUACUUUGACUUUUUAUUGCAAUGUAUAUAUAAAUUCUUACGCCAAAAUCCAAUCCAGAAUCUCCCAUUCCGAAGUUAACGACUUCAAAAAACCAUGACAACGAAAAUAGCAUUUAUCGUUUUGUAAAUUUUAUUAAUUUAAUCAAUAAGCAUUUCUAAAGUUUGUGAGAUAUUUGAAUGUAAGCAAUGUUGUUACUUUUUUAAAAAGAGGAAUUUUUGGAUCUAUUUAAUAUUGAUUUAAAUAUUAUAAUUUGACUACGAAAUAUUAAUUUUAUGUGAAUUCUUCCAGUACUGCAAUAUGUGUUAUAUCAACUAUGAUUACAUGUGCUUAGUCAUAAAUGAAUUAAUUCAUGUGAACAAUUUUUGUUACAUUGAUGAAGUGCAGAGUCAUUAUCCGCUAGAUAGCGCAACAGUUAUCAAUACUGAUUAGGUAACACUUAAAUGAACUGGGCUAGCAUAAGCAUCAAUAAACCCUUUGGCCUAGAUUCCUCCAUUCCUGAUUGAUAUACAUUUCCCCCUAAGUCUGCCAACGAUUACUUUUAGAAAAUGUUCAACCCCAUAGCAUCUCCGUAAUUUAUAUUUAACAUAUUUUUUAUUUCCGUUUUACAUUUUAUAAUGAAAACUUUUGUGUGUAGGACAUUGUUCAUAGUACUUACAACUAGUUUAUAGAAAAUAUUAAUAAUUUUGUUUGUAAUUGAAACCUCGAGUGAUGUAUAACAACAGGGUAAUAUAUUAUUGUUUUGUAUUUUAAUAGAAAAUAAAUUUUUAACAAAA